AUGAGUGAACACACUUAAGAAUUUCAAGGAAAAUGUUAAGAAAUUAUCGAAAACUUAUCUAUUUUUAAAUUUCAUUUAGAUGGUUGUAUUGAUGAAUUGAUUAAAAACUUACAAGAAAAAUUCUAAUAAGAACCAAAUAACAUAGGUCAAUUCACUUAUGAUUAAUUCUAAUCUUAUCUAUCAGGGCUCCUAGAUUUUGAUAAAGAUAAAAAUAUGAUAGAUAAUGAUGUGAUUGAAUUUCUAAAAUUAACCACAAAUAAUAUUAAUGAUGCUGUUGAGAAGCUUGAAGUAAAAGCAAGCUUGCAUUACUAAGCUCCUCCUGAAAUGCAAUAAAAAGUGAGAGAUCUAUAAAACUAGGGGACUUAAUUAUUCUAAAAUAACAAUAUCAUGGGGGCUUAAGAUAUUAUGAAUUAAACCUUAAUAUUAGAUCCUAACAACAAAGUUUCUUUAGUAAUGAAGGGUAAAUUACUACUUUCUUAAACUAAAAAUUGUGAAGCUUAAGCUACUUUUGAGAGAUUGCUGAAAAUUGAUCCUAAUAACAUAGAUGCAAUUAAUGGUUUAGGGGAUUGCUUAAGAGAAAGAUCUAAACAUGAGGAUGCACUAAAACAGUUCGAAAAAAUACUUUAACUGGAUUAAAACAAUAAACAAGCCUUGCUCGGAAAAGCUUCUUGUUUAGGAAAAUAGAGAAAAUUUCCAGAAGCUAAAUUAAUAUAUGAAAGAAUAUUAGAUUAAGAUAAAAAGGAAAUUGAAGCAAUUUGGGGUUUGGCUGAUCUCUUAAGAAUUUAAGGGAAAGAUGAAGAAGCAAUAAAGUAAUAUAAUAAAGUAUUAUAAUUAAAUUAAAAUCAUUUGAAUUCAAUAAGUGGUUUGGGUGAAUGUUAUAGACUACUUGGAAAACAUGAUGAGGCAAUGAAAUAUUUGAAAAAAGCAUUGCAAAUAAAUUCCAGACAUGUAUUAACUUUAGCUAGAAUGGGGGAUUGCCUAAGACAACAAAAGAAAUUUUUAGAGGCUAUAAAUUAUUAUAGCGAAGCCUUAGCCAUAGAUCCUCAAGAUGAGUGGUCUCAGUCCAAAUUGAGUGAAUGUAGAAUAAAUAGUCAAAGAAUAAUGUGA
Molecule: messenger RNA, 1107 nt
Organism: Paramecium tetraurelia
Lineage: Eukaryota; Ciliophora; Oligohymenophorea; Peniculida; Parameciidae
Exons: 9
Molecular function (GO): protein binding
Source: RefSeq, a predicted model, not a curated record